This is a messenger RNA of Engraulis encrasicolus (European anchovy), 3518 nucleotides long. RefSeq names its product NUAK family SNF1-like kinase 1. The transcript is spliced from 8 exons. NCBI's taxonomy places the organism in Eukaryota, Metazoa, Chordata, Actinopteri, Clupeiformes, Engraulidae. The record is from RefSeq and is a predicted model, not a curated record. The coding region runs from base 649 to 3006 and encodes 785 amino acids. Gene Ontology annotation, biological process: protein phosphorylation; intracellular signal transduction. Gene Ontology annotation, cellular component: cytoplasm. Gene Ontology annotation, molecular function: ATP binding; protein serine/threonine kinase activity.
AGAGAGAGAGAGAGAGAGAGAGAGAGAGAGAGAGAAAGAGCGCAAGUGCUCAGCGCAAUAUGUGAAGAGGAGGAAUUGGGUGGCGUGUGAAGUGAGCAUGGCACCAAAGCGAACGCCUCCCAGCUUCCGAACCACACGGCACUCAGACACAACACUGAACACUCUGGCAAGAAACAUCAGCGUUUACCUCGCUCAGACUGUCACCAGUCCACGGAGCGCUUUGCUUUCGCGUCUUGUGGACAGAGAGAGUUGACGAGGCUGAUACACAGCCACACAGCAUUGACACCGGCUUAUUGCCUGCCUUCACAACAAACAGCACGGAAUAUUGUUUUACUCAGAAGGCAAACUGAAGACAAGACAGAGUAUUUAUUAUUUUCACAUCUUUGAACACUAUGGACUAACUUUUUUGUUUAUUUAAACUGAAGGGUCGCAUCUGGGAAAUAACGAUUUGCAUGACGUUGCAAGGAUAUUUUUAGAUUUUUAGAAAGAGCUCGUGCUUAGUUUCAUUGAGUAGGCUUCUUAGGCCACUGCUUUUUGGGGUGUUUUGCGAGAUUUUUGCUCAAGCCAUGGAGACCGUGUAGGUUCAUUUAAUAGGCUUGGACCGCUGAUUUUUUGGGUUGUGUUCUGUGAGAGUAUUUUGCGCAAACCAUGAUGGAGACCGUGUCGGUUCUGCAACAGCAGCUGUCCCAUCCCGGGACUUUAACGGACCAGUACCAACACCAGAACUCCUCCACCGGCAGCGGCAGCGGGAGCGGCGAGCACCACUGUUCCGAGGACGACGCGCUGUUGCCGGUAGACUAUCCUCAGUGUCGCCGGGGAUCCUCCAGCAACAGCGUGAAGAAGCACCUUCACAAGCACAACCUCAAGCACCGCUACGAGCUUCAGGAGACACUGGGCAGAGGCACUUACGGCAAAGUGAAGAAGGCCAUAGAGCGACACACCGGCCGGGUGGUGGCCAUUAAGUCCAUCCGUAAGGACAAGAUAAAGGAAGAGCAGGACAUGGUCCACAUCCGACGAGAGAUCGAGAUCAUGUCCUCUCUACGCCACCCACACAUCAUCACCAUCUACGAAGUGUUUGAGAAUAAGGAUAAGAUUGUGAUCGUGAUGGAGUAUGCCAGUAAGGGAGAGCUGUACGAGUACAUCAGCGAGAGAAGGAGACUGAGUGAGAGAGAGACCAGACACUUCUUCAGGCAAAUAGUCUCCGCAGUGCACUUCUGCCACAAGAAUGGGAUUGUGCAUCGAGAUUUAAAACUGGAAAAUGUCCUGCUGGAUGAGAACUGCAACAUCAAGAUUGCAGACUUUGGGCUGUCCAACCUCUACAGUAAGGACAAGUUGCUGCACACGUUCUGUGGAAGCCCUCUCUACGCCUCUCCUGAAAUCGUCAACGGAAGACCCUACAAAGGACCAGAGGUGGACAGCUGGGCGUUGGGAGUGCUCCUGUACACGCUGGUGUACGGCACCAUGCCGUUUGACGGGGCCGACCACAAGAAGCUCAUACGGCAGAUCAGCAACGGGGAGUACAGGGAACCCACACAGUCCUCAGACGCCCGUGGGCUGAUCCGCUGGAUGCUGAUGGUGAACCCCGAGCGUCGUGCCACGGUGGAGGACAUCGCCAACCACUGGUGGGUCAACUGGGGCUGGAAGUCCAGCGUGUGCGACUGUGAGGCGCCGAAGGGCUCCGACGGCGCGCCGGGCUGCGGCUCCUCUCCCAUGCUGGCCCGAUUCAUUGACUGGCAGAACCGCACCGAUGGACGCUGUGCUACCACCGCCGGUACCGGCACCGGCAAGACACUCGGAACCCGCGGAUCUGAAACGUCCCCUCCCAUGGUGAAUGGGUCGGGGUCCGGGUCAGGGGGACCGGGACGGCAGCGUGUAAGGAGGUCGUCCAAGGAGAACGACGCGGGGUUGGCGGCAGGGGUCGUGCGGGGGCUCGGAGGUCAAGUGACGGGUCACAUGACCACAGAGGACAAGCCACCGGGCCUGAAGCGGCCUAAAGGCAUCCUGAAGACGCGCGGGGCGACGGGCGACCACCGAUCGCAGAGCCUGGGGGAGAUCGAGCUGCGACGCUCCUUACAGUACCCGGACGGCUCCUUCAGCAUUGGUUAUGGCGUCGGCUGCGGUGUUGGUUACGGCGUCAGUGGUGGUGCCAUCCUUUCCCCCGGCAGCGGUGGGAACGCGGAAGAGGAGGAGCACGAUGAGCAUUUCCAGCUGGGCGGCUCUCCUGCCAAGAUGGCGCCCACAUCGACAUCGACGUCGACGCUGCCCAAGAAGGGCAUCUUGAAGAACAACAGCAGCAACAGCAAUGGCAGCAGCAGCCAACAACAACAGCGCGAGUCCGGCUACUACUCCUCACCAGAGCGUAGUGAGUCCUCCGAACUGCUAGGGGGCGACAACAACUCCAACACCUCCUCCACCAUGCCCGCUCCGCCAGCUCCUACAAGCUCGCCCACCCGCCGAGCCACGGGGCGCAAGGGCAUCCUGAAACGCAACGGCAAAUACUCCACCCACAGCAGCAGCAGUAUUAGCAGCAGUAUCAGCAGCAACAGCAUCUCUCACAGCGACCUAGCCGGCACCGGGCCGGACUCGGGCCUGACUCGCAGCCAGAGUCGUCCGUCCAGCCUGGCGGCAGUGGGGGACGAGGACAUGGGACUCAGCUGUGCGCCAUUGUUCCCCGUCCCGAGCAUGGACUGGCCGCCAUCCUCCCCUAAGCACAUCCCCCCCAGCAGCAUGGACUGGCCAUCGGUCUCGCCCGGCCCCAACAUCCGGGCCUGUCUGUCGGCCGAGGACCUGCUCCCUCUGGCUUCGGGAUUCAGGGGUCUCCUGGCUGCGGGACCGGCGUCUGGGAUGCACGGCAUGGCCAAGCUUGUCGGGGUGCAGGCACGACAAGGACAAGGGAGCCCGCCAGGAUCGCCCGGCGACAACGGGAGUUUCUCUCUGCUCGGCGACCUGGAUGACAUGACCCAGGUGUAUCAGCAGGCCCUGGACAUCAGCAACAAGCUACUCUAAAGACGCACAGAUAUAGCGAGAUGGGGAGAUGGAGAGAUGGAGAGAUUAAGAGAGAAAGAUGGAGUGAUGACAAGAGGUGAAAAGUGGUGAAAGAGUGGAAGCAGUCUCUCGUGAACUCUAUUCAGGCUCUAGAGAUGAGCAACAUGAUGAACCAGAUUGGACAGAUACAGAUAGAGAAACAUUUUGACUGCCAUUUUAGGGACACUCCAAUAGCAAGUUGAUCUACCUUGACUGGGUUGUGUUUCUCAACAGCCUUGUUGCCUAAUAAGUUAGCAGUUAGCAACUUACUUGGUAGCAGUGCAAUUUCCCAUUGGCAACCUACUGCUAACAGUUGCUAACAGGUUAGCUACGAUGAUUUCCAGAAACGGGGUCCUGGAAAGACCACACACACACAGAAAAGGAGAGAUGAUGAGAUGGAGGCAUAAGGGUGAAGCCGUCUCUCCUGGACUCCUUUUGACUGCCAUUUGCUGACACCUUUUCUGCCAACUAAUUCAGCUACUUACUUGAUUGUA